UCCUAGUCUGUACUCUGUGUAUACCUAUUACCUAGCUUGACUUCCUUUUUCCGAUAUCGUGUUAUUCGGCUUACAUCGUGAUUUUGUGGAGCAGUGUUUUCAUUAAUUUCAAUUUUUGUUUACUUUUAGCGCUGGCUUUAUUUGAUCAUCACAAAAAAUGGUUGGCUCCAGGGUCUAUGUAGGUGGUUUGCCCUUUGGGGUUCGUGAAAGGGAUUUAGAAAAGUUCUUCAAAGGAUUUGGAAGAAUCAGAGAUAUCCUUAUCAAGAAUGGCUACGGAUUUGUGGAAUUUGAAGAUUAUAGAGAUGCAGAUGAUGCUGUUUAUGAGCUCAAUGGAAAAGAAUUAUUAGGAGAAAGGGUGAGCGUGGAGCGGGCGCGGGGCGUGCCGAGGGGUGCAGACCGCUGGCGGGGAAGGGACCGAAGGGCCCGACCGCAGAGGCCUCCCAAACCACCCGCCAACGACAACAAUUACAGAUAUGGGCCGCCGACGCGUACCGAGUAUCGGCUAGUCGUCGAAAAUCUGUCAAGCCGCAUUAGCUGGCAGGACUUAAAGGAUUACAUGCGUCAAGCUGGCGAAGUCACUUACGCUGAUGCGCAUAAACAACACAGGAAUGAAGGUGUCGUUGAAUUCGCGACCCAUUCGGAUAUGCGAGCUGCUAUUGAGAAGCUUGAUGGCACAGAACUGAAUGGCCGCCGUGUUCGUUUGGUGGAGGAUCGUCGCUCUUCUCGUCGCAGGUCACGAUCGUCAUCCAGCCGCUCCAGGAGUCGCUCCCGUGACCGUCGUCGAUCACGAUCGAGGUCCCGUUCUCGCCGUUCGUCCAAGAGCCGCUCUCGCUCUAGAUCUCGCCCGAAGAGCAAGAGUCCAGUGGCCAAGUCUAGGUCCAGAUCUAGAUCUAAGUGUGUAAUUUCAAUCGCUGAGCAAAACUUAAAAUCGGAACGCAGCCGCUCUAGAUCGGGCUCCAACAACGAGACGAGACAAUCGCGCUCUCCGGUACGCAACGAGACCAACGGGAAAUCUGCUUCACCCUCGCCCAAACGCGAAUCCAAGGAGCGCUCACGUUCUCGCUCUCAUAGCAAGGAGGCUGCGUCGCCAAAGCGAGACGAGGGUAAAGUAAGCAAGUCUCGUUCCCGUUCUCGCUCCGGAUCCCGUUCAAGAAGUGGUUCUCGCGAGCGUUCUCGCUCGGCCUCACCCCGACAAAACGGAGAGUCACAAGAACGCCGUAGCAACGACCGCUCACCCAGAAGCGGUGAAUAAGAUAAAUCGCACGAUUUACUUUAAACAAGACCUCUUGAUUAAUUACAAAGUUUUAUUCUGCAUUCAAUUUUUAUCAAUUAUAAUUUUUAUCUUCACAAUGUCAUCUAUGUCAUUGACCAUUUAGGAAGUACGACUAUCGUAGCAGAUAUUAGCAACGGAUUGGGAAUGAAAAUUUUUACAUUAAUUAAUAAGGAGGCGAUAAUAGGAUACUAAAAGUAUGAAUGUUCUCUUUUUGUUAGUAAUCUACUCUAUGUAUGAACGAUAAGGGUUGCCAAACAAUUGUGUUACAUGUAACUAUUAAAUCCUAAUGGACAAUCAUCAAACAAGUUUUGGGUCUGCUGAAAAUUGAUGUUAUCUCUUAGUAUGAAAGCCACAAGUAUUUUACAGUCUGUUUGUGGUUAGGACUAAACUUUGUUCCAUGAAUGAGAUAUAUUACAGACUAUAUACUUUUAAUUUGCAAGAACCGUACUAGAUAUACUUAUGGCAAAAUAUAAAAUUUACUAUUAACAAAAUUUUGACAACCCUCUAAAUAUAGGUUAAGAUAAUUUUGUAAAUAUGGUUUUCGAUUUAAGGCACCAAAAAUAAAGUAUUAAGAUUACAAA
Molecule: messenger RNA, 1854 nt
Organism: Pieris rapae (cabbage white)
Lineage: Eukaryota; Metazoa; Arthropoda; Insecta; Lepidoptera; Pieridae
Gene: B52
Product: serine-arginine protein 55
Exons: 11
Coding region: 158-1252 (364 amino acids)
Biological process (GO): alternative mRNA splicing, via spliceosome; mRNA splice site recognition
Cellular component (GO): ribonucleoprotein complex; nucleus; cytoplasm
Molecular function (GO): mRNA binding
Source: RefSeq, a predicted model, not a curated record